GCCCCGGCCGCCGCAGCCUCUCCGAGCUCUCCCAGGCCCACCCGCGGGGGGCGGGCGGCGCGCGUAUUGGCCGGGCGCAGUGCCCACGGCCGCCAGCAGAGGGCACCGUCCGCAGCGCGCACCGCCCGCAGCGCGCGCACCGCCCUUCCUGCCCCGCCUGGUGUGCGCAGGCACCCACCGCCGCGCCCGCGUCCGUGCUCGGGCCAAGCGCAGCGAUGUCCAAGCCGCCGCCGAAGCCGGCCAAGCCAGGGCAGGUUAAGGUGUUCAGGGCCCUGUAUACAUUUGAGCCCAGAACGCCAGAUGAGCUGUACUUUGAAGAAGGAGAUAUAAUUUACAUCUCAGACAUGAGUGAUACGAAUUGGUGGAAAGGAACUUGCAAAGGGAGAACUGGACUAAUACCAAGCAACUAUGUGGCAGAGCAAGCUGAGUCUAUUGAUAACCCACUGCAUGAAGCUGCCAAACGUGGCAACCUAAGCUGGUUGAGAGAGUGUUUGGAUAAUCGAGUUGGGGUCAAUGGCUUAGACAAAGCUGGAAACACAGCUCUCUACUGGGCAUGCCAUGGAGGCCACAAAGAUAUAGUGGAUGUUCUGUUUACCCAGGGAAACCUAGAGUUAAACCAACAGAACAAAUUGGGAGACACAGCUUUGCAUGCUGCUGCAUGGAAAGGUUAUGCAGAUAUUGUAGAGAUGCUGCUGGCAAAGGGGGCAAGAACAGAUCUGAAGAACAAUGAGAAGAAGCUGGCUUUAGACAUGGCAACCAAUGCAGUUUGUGCUUCCCUGCUUAAGAAGAAACAGAGUGCAGGUACAAUCCGAACAUUAAGUAAUGCAGAGGAAUACCUCGAUGAUGAAGACUCCGAUUAGCUUAUUUUCAUUCAACCUAAGGAACUACAGCUUGCAUUGCCUAUGUCAUUCCCAAAACAUAUCUUUACAACUGUAAAAAUAUCUUACUUAAGAGUACUGCAGUCUUCCAAUAUAGCAUAUAAAUGAGAGGGUGAAGUAAUCUUUUCCAAAGGAAUGAUCUUCAUGUGUGACAGAAGUUGCUGCAUUUUAAGUCAGAGUUCCUGCAAAGUUAUCUCACAGGGAAGUGUGGCAUACCAUCGUUGAAUGGGCAGAGGAUCAUCUUUUAAACUCACAGGUUUCAUCUUGGGCCUUUCCAGCAAGUGCCUUGCAUCUUUGAAAUACAGCCCUCAAACUGAAAGGUCCGUCUGGGAGAGUAGGAAAUCAUUGCUAACAUUUCCCAGAACCUACCUAGGUAUAGAUUCCUUUGUGCAGAUAGGAUGGCACCGGCAGAGUCAGUAAAUGGCUGUCAGAUAUGAAUGGAGUUCCCGCUAUAGACAGUGACCGUCUUUUGCCUACAUGGAGCCAGCAAGACAAGAUUUGGUUUGGUUUUUUUUUUAAAAAAAAAAAUCGUAAUAUUUUUUUCCCCUUCAUUCCUUCCCGUACCCCUGUGAGUGGUAGAAUGACAUGGGAUGAUCUGUCCCUGGAUGCUUUGUCUUCUGUAGUGCUGUGGGCCCAAUCCCUGAAAUAUAAACUCAGGUGAAAUGCUUGCUUAAGUCACUUUUGCUUGAGAAAUAUAAUUAAUUUUUUACUUAAUGACUUGGUUGAUUUGCUUUUUGAAGUGCAUUAUGCUGAAAUGAUUCAUAGUUAGAGGAUGGCAGAAUAUUUUUCUAUUUAUCUUGCCUAAUUUUUUCUUUUUUAAUGAUCUCUUGCUUUUAUUUUUUAAAAGUGUUCUUAUAUUUUGUCCUACAUUACCUCAAACCUUAAGUUUGUUUAAAGGAAUGAGGAAAAAAGUAUAUCAAGUAUACCGCAGAUAUUUUUAGAAGAGAUAUCUGAAGCUGAAUAAAGUUUUUCAAAGGUAUUACUUCUUCCUGUAAAUUAAAGAGAAGAAAAAAAAAUAAAUUGAGCCACCUUUAAGCUUCCCUGCAGAGCUAAAAAAUAA
Messenger RNA from Cuculus canorus (common cuckoo), 1938 nucleotides. It is a transcript of the gene OSTF1, whose product is annotated as osteoclast stimulating factor 1. The record is from RefSeq and is a predicted model, not a curated record. Gene Ontology annotation, molecular function: protein binding. Bases 216 to 860 code for a protein of 214 amino acids. Gene Ontology annotation, biological process: signal transduction. The transcript has 10 exons. Lineage: Eukaryota; Metazoa; Chordata; Aves; Cuculiformes; Cuculidae.